Molecule: messenger RNA, 939 nt
Organism: Closterium sp. NIES-65
Lineage: Eukaryota; Viridiplantae; Streptophyta; Zygnematophyceae; Desmidiales; Closteriaceae
Source: the annotation of a GenBank genome assembly
AUGCAAAAGCCUUUGGCUGAGCCCUUGUCCCCGCACAUGCCCAUGCCUGUGUGCAUGCCCGUGAGUAUCAUCAACAUCAUGUAUUCAACUGUCCUCCUCCCUUGGCCCUCGCCCUCCUCUUCUCUUCUUCCUCCUUCUCCUCUUCGUUCUCCCCCUCCUUCCUCAUAUUCCUCCUCUGCUACCUCCUCACUCCCUUCCUCCUCCUCCUCGUCUCCCUCUUCUUCCUCCUCCUCUGCUUCUGCUCCUUCUCCCAUCAUUCCCUCUCCCUCUCCCUCCCCAUCCCCAUCCCCAUCCCCCUCCCCCUCCCCCUUCCCCUCCCCCUCCCCCUCCACCUCCUCCUCCUCAUCUCCCAACAUACCCAGCUCUAUCCCACACAGCCAUCUCUCUCUGAGAGAGCCCCAGUCAUCAGGAGCCUUCCCCACGUCGAUCAUCAACCGCUCCCGAUCGCGCAUCACCGAAUACUCCCCCCCUCUGACAACCCCUUCUCAUCCGCAUUCCUCCCCACAUUCUCCUCGUCGGCAUCCUCACCUCCCCUCUCCUUUGCACUCUCUUGCCCCCUUUCCCCCUCUGGUUCCUCCUCCACACCUUCCUCUUCUGUUCCAUUCUCCUCUUCUGUUCCACUCUCUCUCCCCCGCUUACGCCCCCUCUCCCUUCCACCCUCCCCAUCCUCCCUCGCUCCUUCCCUCCCUUUACCAUCCCCACUCUCCCCCCCCCAUCCCCUUUUCCCUCGCUUCCUCAUCAUUCCCAUCCUGCAUUUGUUUAGGCACCUCUACAAUCAAUCCAACCCCACUCCCACCCUCCACCUCGUUCCCCCUCGCCUCCUCCUUCCCAUCAAGCCUUUCCGCACCAGCAAUCCCACUCCCCUCCCAGCUUCUUCUCCUGCCCUUCCCUCCCUCCGCGCCCGAAACCCUGCCCCACGCGAGUCGGGCAGCGAAUUGA